UCGAUUGACUGCAUGAAUCCAUUCUCACGGGAGCUGAACCAACUAGCGGAGUAUCUUAAGGAGGCUUUGCAGCGUGAGCAGCUCCUGGAACAGAAGUUGGAGACGCUGCAGUAUUUACUGACCAACACACAGGUCCUCUCUGACAAUGUCUGGCAGGACACUCAGGCUGAGUGUGCAAAUCUGACAUUGAAGCACAGGGGAUCAUUCCGAUCAGAUUUGGAUAUCAAGACUAAUCACAAAAACAUGGAUGUAAAGGUGCAGGAACUGAACAGGAAAACCGAUCCGGAGGAGCUUACGGAGGUAAAGACAGGAAACACAGAAGGAGAUAAUAAAGAUGGCGAGGAGAUUCAAGAAGGAAAAGAAAUGGCUUCAACUGACAAUGAUGUUGAGGAUGGGUUGAACAGGAAACGUCGAAGACCAACUCUACGGAAAGAAAAAAGACUCCAGGAAUCGAAGAUUCUCCGUAAACAAGCCAUGAUCAGAGACAUGAGCGAGAGAGGUCCCCCAGAAGUGAAGGUGCUGCGUCAACAAGCGAUUGUCCGAGAUAUGAGUGGUGAUGUGCUGUCUGCAGACAACAAGGCAAAUGAAUCAACAGCAAAUGUCUCAUCUUCAGGAGAUCCAGAGUCACAUAUGAAGUCACCUGAUAUUCCAGUCUGUGAGGUGAAAUCAGAAGCAUUCGAAAUUUCGGAGGUAAAUUCAACGAAUCUCAAGGCUCCUGAGAUCAGUUCAUCUGAUUCCAAGUCAACUGAUGUCAAAUUACCUGAUCCCACACCAACCAUGGUCACGUCAACUAAUUCUGAGACAUCUGAGGUCAGGUCAAUUGUUCACACAUCUUCUGAGGUCAAGUCAACAUAUUCCAAUCUAUGUGAGGUUAAGGUAAUUGAUCCUAAGGUAUCAGAGAUCAAAUCAGAUAAUCCCAAACCAUCUGAAAUCAAUUCAACAUACCCUAAAUCACCUGACGUCAAGGCAGUUGAUUCUAAUGCCUCAGAGAUCAAGUUAAUUGAUUUCAAACCAUCUGAGACUGAGUCAACUUGUUCUAAAUCAUCUGAUAUCAAGACAAUUGAUCCCAAAGUGAUAGAGGUCAAAUUAGCGGAACACAAGCCAUCUGAGAUGAAGACAAUUGAUCCUAAGGUGUCAGAGGUCAAAUUAGCAGAUUCCAAUCCACCCGAGAUCAAAACAGUUUAUCCCAAACCAUUUGAUGCCCAGAUGAUUGAUUCUGAAGUGUCAGAAGUCAAAUUAGCAGAUUCCAAACCAUCUGAAAUCAAGACAACUCAUUCUACAUCAUCUGAGGUCAAGGCAAUUGAUGCUAAACAGUCAGAAGUUAAGUCAGCUGAUCCUAAAUUAGUGGAAAUUGAAUCAACACAUUCCAAACCAUACAACGUCAAGUCAAUUGAUCUUAAAAUGCCUGAAUUCAAGUCUGCUGAUCUCAUCCCAGCUGAGGUCAAAUCAACUGAUUCGUCUGUGCCUGAAUUCAACCCCACAAAUUUCAAUCCAUCCAUGGUGAAACCAGUUGAUCUCAGCCAAACAGAAGUUCAGUUAUCUGAUCCCAAACCAUCCAGGGUCACGUCAGUUGAUCUCAAACAAUCUGAGGUUAGAUCAACACCUCUCAAACCAUCUACAAUAGAGUUAAUAGAUCCUAACCAAUCCACGGUAUUGCUGGCUGGCCCCAAGAUGGUUGAAGUGAAGUCAACUGAUCUCAAACCAUCUGAAGUCACAUCUACUGAUUCCAAACUUUCUGAGGUCAAGUCAAGCACUACCAAGUUGUCUGAGAUCAAGUCAACUGCUUCUAAUGGGUCAGUGAGCAAGGCAGCUGAUCCCAAGCCUUCUGAGGUCACAUUAUCUGCUCCCAAUGAUUUCAAGGUAAUGUCAGUCAUGCCAACUGAUUACAAAAUCAAAUCAGAUGGUCCCAAUGAGGCAGAAGUCAAGUCAGUUGCUUCCCAGGAAUGUGAGGUAGAUUCAGCUGCUCCCAAGACAUCUGACGUCAAGUUAUCUGCGCUUAACAUAUCUGAGACCAAAACAAGUGAUCCCAAACUUCCCAAGGUCACGCCAGCUUCUUCCAAAGUUUCUGAGAUCAAGUCAGCUGUAUUCAACAUGUCUGAGACCAAAGCAGCUGGUCCCAAAUCCUCCGAGAUCAAGUCAGCUGCUCUCAAGACGUCUGACGUUAGAUUUGUUGCUCCUAAGGUUCCUGGGAUCAUGUUAGCUACUCCUAAACCAGGUGAGGAUGCGUUAUCUGUUACCAAAACAGCUGAGGUCAACUCAACUGAUCCUAAAGUAUCUACAGCGAUAUCAGCUAAUCUAGAACUUUGUGAUAUGGUGACACGUUUCCAUAAGUCUUACGACCAACUAUUAAGCAAACCAGAAAUAUGUAGCAUGAGGUCACCUGGUCCUAAAUCGUGCAACAAUGUGCUUUGUAUGUUGGAAUUGGAUGAGUUGAGGUUGCAGAUUAAGCAGCUCCGGAAGGAAUUGGAGGAGUCUCAGGAACAAGCAGCCCGGCACCAGAGGAGCUAUUUGGACUUACAAAGAUUGCUGGAGGAACAACGAUUGGUCAAUGUGCAACAGACUGAAAACUUUGCCAAACAGAUCCAGCGUCUCCAAGUACAGCUUCGGUCCGUUCAGGAGGAGAUUGAGAGCUUGGAGGAAGAGAAGGAGAGUGAGCUGACAGAAGCACAUGAGGAACUUCACUGCGCACAGGAGGAGAUUGUGAAUCUCCGUCAGGCAGCCGAGGAGGCAGCGGGGGAACGGGAAAAUGAGAUUGCAACGCUGCAGGAGGAGCUAUGUCGUAUUCGGGCAGAGCUGGAACACCUUCAGCAGACAACAGUGGAGUACGAGCUGGAGAUCACCACACUCCGAGCAGAGAUACAGAUGAAAAAUGACAGUCGACAGAAGAAAAACUCCGAAGAGGUUACUCAGCUCCAGGGUGCAGUCCAGUGCCUGCAGGUUGAGUGUCGAAAUCUGGCUCAAGAAUGUCGAGUUCUGCAGAAUGAUAACAAACAGCUGAAGGAAAGACUGCAGCAAAUGGAACGGCAGUAUUGCAGAUCAGUUGACGGAUUUAAAGUGGACGCUCCAGGAUCUGAAAGCCAUUGUCAGCAGCAGGGUGCAGAGGCUGAGAUAUUGUCUGAGAACCAACAAUCCAGAAAACUAAAUGGCAACGAACUCAAAGAGACAGGACUAAAAUGGCAGGAGGAACUGAAGCUCCCUCAGAAGGAGGAGCUGAGGAAAUGCCAGGAGAAGUUGGCUGAUAAAGUAGUUACAAGCGGCCGAGCUUCUGCAAGAGAGCAGCUGGAAGACGGGCGGCAGGUUAGAGGACUUGAGGAUGGAAGCAAGGGUGAUAGUACCACAUCUGCCCAGAAGAUAAGAAGCCCCGAGCUAGAUCCUAGAGCUCUCCAGAGGGCAGAAGAGAAAGGACAGUUUGAAGAAUUAGAUUUAAAGCAUCGACUGCUAAAGGCAGAAGAGAAAGCAGUGACAGUGCAGCAUGAGUGCGAAGGAUUAAUCACUGAUCUGAGAGUACUAGAGGAAAGAUACAGGAACAGCCAAGAGGAGCGCAGCCAGCUGGAGUUACAGCUCAGGCAAUUCAAGGAGGAAGUCCACAAACUGAAAGGGGUGCCUUGUCAGGACUGGUUGUACUGAUGGCCAUGCUGUGGUGCUGGUGGGCUGAGACCUCCCGGCAUUGACCAGAGUCGAACUGGAGUGUGGAUUCCAUUAGAGCUGAUCAUUCUUCCAUAUCUCAGCCUCACUCCUGACUUCUCAACUACCACAAUUUGGUUGUUCCUUUACCUCCUUUCCCCCUUCUCUUCCUAUCCCCACCUUCCUACACCCUCUCACAAUCCCCAAUCCUCAUUUCACCAUACUCUCUCAUUGCUUUCUUCCAUUUCUCACUUCUUCAUUUCUCUUGUCCUUUUCUUCUAACAUUGUCCUCUCUUCUACUUUCACCCACACCCUAUUCUUUCCUCUUCCUGCUUCUCCUCCCCUUCUACCAUCUCCCCACUUCACCUUUUCUCUUCCUUAUCCUAUUCUCUCCCUCUCCUAAUUCUCUUUCCUCUGAUUUUCUUCCUCACAAUCCCCUCCCCAUCCCCUUACUUGUAUCCAUAAGCUUAUCUAUCUCUUCUCUAUCCAUGUUUAUCCUGCCAUUCUUGGCCUCCCCACCUCACUCCUCCUCACCUCUUUCCCCUUUAUCUUUCCACUCACUCCUUCCUCGCUCUCUUAUUCUUCAUCUCACUUUUAUCUCUUCAUCUCUUCUCCUGCCUUCUCACACUUCCACCCACUGUGCCUUCCACUUGUCUCCCUACCUCAUUGCCCCACCCAUCUGCCUGCCUCAUCCUCACCUUGUCCAUUCACCUCUUCUGUCCACGUCUUCCCCCAUCACUUCUUCCCCCUAUCCCUUCCCCCUCACCUCUCUUGCCUCUUUCUCACACUUCCCCCCACUUCUUUCACCUUACAUCUUCUGCCUAUGCUAUAUUAUGUCCCUUCCAUUUUCCCUUCCAUUUUCCCAUUAGUUUUAAGAUUGCCUGCUCUUUCUCUCAGUGUCCUGUCAUCCUGCUGUCCUGGGAAUGCUGCUGUACAUACCGGCUCAUCUGGAAUUUCUGAACCCAUAAGUGCACUGCACACUGAUCUGUAUCUGUUUUCUCUGCCAAUUUUGCACAAAAGCUUCUCUCGAAACAUAUAAUGAAAUGAAGAGCAGCUGCCAAUGAGGCACUCCAGAGCUGGGUGGAGUCAGAGAUCAUAUGUGUGAAUUAACAGAAACUUAAUUAUUGAGGUUAUAACCAGGGCUCUCAGAAUGUUCAGAUCUUUUGAUGGCCUCCCGCGUGUAGAAAGACCAAUUCUUCAAUGACACCACCUUAUAUAUUGACGAUCUGCUGCAUUUCCUGGUGGAGUUUUGGCCAUUAAUCUGGUUUGGAUUCCCAGAUUAUGAUCAAUUGACCCUCGAUGAUUAGUGCAUUAUGCUUCACUUUCUGAAUAUCUGACACCAACUGAUCUACAACCAGUGCCCGACACACUAUGAUUGAUCGAUUGAUUGUCAAUGGCAGUCUAUCAGUGAAUGACCAAAUCUCAAUGAUUGACUAAAUUUGAGUGAGUGAUUGAUCUUCAGUCAAAGGCCAGUGACCAAACUCAGUGACUGACUGAUUGAGGUCAGGGAGUGACCAAUCCUCGGAGCAUGACUGACCUUUAGGGAACAUCCAAACGCAGCAAGUGACUUGGACCCAGUCAUUAACCAACUUCACUAACUGACUGGAUGACCCUCAACAAGUGAGCAAUUAUCAGCAAGUCACUAAACUGAGUAACUGAUGGUCAGUGGAAUAUUGACCUUUGUAAUUGAAAUCCUCAGCAAGCGACAGAUUUUCCCCAAGGGUCUGUGAGUGGCUGAUCCUCGGAGAGUGACCACACUCAAUCAUUGACCAACUCACAGCAAGUGACUGAUCUUUUGGGGAGUGACUGAUUCUCAGCAAGUGAUCAAUCAUCAGCGUCAGUGAAUGAUUAUCCUUCAGUAAAUAAGUGGCAUCAGCAUUUAUUGGAUCAGUGAUGGGCUGGUGAAUCCCAGCCCCUGGAGAGUAACUAACCCUCAACAAAAAUGGAGUCUCAUUAAACAAAUAAAUCCCAGUAAGUCACUGAAUUUCAACAAGUAACUGAUCUUCAUUGACUGGGUGAGCUUUGAGGAGACUGAUCCCUACCUCAGAGAGUAACUGGUCCUCGGUGAUUGACCUCGUGAUUGACUUUUAGAAAGUGACUGAUUCUCAGAGAGUGAUCAACACUGAGCAAGUGUCUGGCUCUCAGUGAGUGAAUAGCUCCCAGCAAUUGAAUGACACCCCCAACGAGCGGCUGAGGUUCCGAGAGUUCCAAUCUUCAAUGAUCAACUGAUCUCAAUGGCUGACAAGCGGAGUAAUUCACCUUCAGCAAGUGUAACCAUAAGCAAAUGAUUGAAUCUCAAUCAGAGACUGAUCCUCAGUAAGUGAGCGACCCUCAGAAAGAUUCUCAGUGGGUCAGGACCCUUAGAGAGACUGAUCCUCAGUGAAUGAAUGAUACUCAGAGUUUAUAUCUCAGUGUGUGAGGACCCUCAAUGAGGGUCAAACGUCAAUGAGUGAGGACCCACAAUGACUUCUAACCUCUGUGAGUGCGUGACUCAUAGCGACUGAUCCUCAGUGAGUGAGCGACAGUGAGUUUAAAUCUCAAUGAGUGAGUUACUCCUUGAGACUGGUCCUCAGUGGGUGGGUGACCUCAGUGAGUUUGAAUCUUAAUGAGUGAGUGACUCUUAGAGACUAAUCCUCAAUGGGUUAGGACAUUGGGACCUCCAUAGAGAUUGACCUUCAGUGAGUGAGAGACUCGGGGAGACUGAGCCUUGGUGAGUGCAUGAACCUUGUAGAGACUGAUUCUCAGUGAGUCAGGACCAUCGAGUAGACUGAUCCCUGGUGUGUAAAUCACGCUUGUGUGUGAGGAUCCUUGGGGAAACUGAUACUCAAUCUUGUCAGACCAAAGAGAAUCCUUGUACAUUGAGAAAUCCACUCAAUAAUUGAUAUCCUCAGCGAAUGACAGACCCUCACAAUAUAAUCAGUCCCCAACAACUUCCAGAACCUCAAUGAGUGACUUGCCCUCAGCAGGUCACAAAGCACAAUGUCUGAUCCUGUGCAAGUGGCCUAUCCAAAAUAAAUGUCCAGUCCUCAGUGCUAUCAAUCCCAGAGAAUAGGUGGCCCUCAGCCAGUGACCAGUCUUCAUAAGUGACCGAUCCUCAGUAAUUGGGUGACACUCAGCGAUUGACUGACCUUGGUGAAUGAACACCAUUUAUCGGUGGCCACCCUUAUUUAUGACGUGAUGUUAGCCAGCGGCUGUCCCUCAACCAGUCACUGACCCUCAGCAAGAUCUGGGGAGAGCUAGCUAACUGGAUCUAGAAUCAGCUUCAUGCUAGGAAGUAGCGAGUUGUGGUAGAAGAUUUAUGACUGGAGGCAUGUGACCAGUGGUGUGCCUCAUGGAUUGGUGCUUGACCCAUUGCUAUUUGUCAUCCAUAUCUAAUGAUUUGUGUAUGAAUGUAUAAGGCAUGUCUAGUAAGUUUGCAGAUGACACUAAUAUAGGUGGUAUAGUAGACUGAGGAAUGGCAAAUGUAGUUUAAUUCAGAUAAGUGAGAGGGUUCACAUUUUGGGAAGUCCUACCAGCGCAGGACCUUCACAGUGAAUGGUACGGCACUGGGGAGUAUUGUAGAGCAGAAGGAUCGAGGAGUACAGAUAUAUAAUUCCCUGAAAGUGGCGUCACGGGUAGAUCGGGUGGUGAAGACAACUUUAGGCACAUUAGCCUUCAUCAGUCGGAAUUGAGUGGAGAGGAUGUGUUCAGAUUUGGCCACCCUGCUAUUGGGAAAGAUCCAUUAAGGUGGAAAGAGCGCUGAGAAGAAAUACAAGGAUGUUGCCAGGAUUCAAGGGCUAUUGGAAAAUGUUGUGCAGGCCAGGACUUUAUUCCUUGAAACAAAGAGGGUGUGGGAUGGUCUUGUGGAGGUGCAUAAAUCAUGAGGGGAAUAGAUAGUGUGAACGCACAAAGUCUUUUUCCCCAGAGUUGGAAAAUCAAGAGCUGGAGGGCAUAGGCAUAAGGUGAUAUUGGAAUGAUUUAAAAGGAACUUGAG
Molecule: messenger RNA, 7597 nt
Organism: Amblyraja radiata (thorny skate)
Lineage: Eukaryota; Metazoa; Chordata; Chondrichthyes; Rajiformes; Rajidae
Product: myosin-10
Exons: 13
Coding region: 13-3627 (1204 amino acids)
Biological process (GO): acrosome assembly; single fertilization
Cellular component (GO): acrosomal membrane
Source: RefSeq, a predicted model, not a curated record